AGUCUGCUCUAAACAAUCAAUUGACAUAAAACAAAAAAAAAGGAAGAAACAAAUAAAAUGAUACAAAAAUUUCUUAUUUUGAUGAUCGUUGGAUAUUCCUCGAUUUUAAUGGUGAAAAGUGAACUUCACGUUGAUUGCAAUUUCAGGAAUCAAGAAAUUUGGAAUUACAAUGUAUACACUUGCGAAGCAAGCAUAUCAAAGUUUGGCAGUGGAAAUCAAGUUACUCGAGUCACAGGAAAUCAUUUGUCUGGAAAAAAUGACGAUGAUGUCCAAGCAAUUUCAAUAUUGGAUCAAAACUUGGAAGAA
Clunio marinus is the source of this 306-nucleotide messenger RNA. NCBI's taxonomy places the organism in Eukaryota, Metazoa, Arthropoda, Insecta, Diptera, Chironomidae. The record is from the annotation of a GenBank genome assembly.